This is a messenger RNA of Peromyscus maniculatus bairdii (prairie deer mouse), 1758 nucleotides long. It is a transcript of the gene C1H11orf16, whose product is annotated as chromosome 1 C11orf16 homolog. NCBI's taxonomy places the organism in Eukaryota, Metazoa, Chordata, Mammalia, Rodentia, Cricetidae. The record is from RefSeq and is a predicted model, not a curated record.
GGAAGCAACCCUUGAGAUAGAGGGAGAAUACAAAAUUUGCCCUGAUUCCCCCACUUUACCCCCAAAUCUAAGUCUCUCAGUGCUUCAGGUCACCCUCUGCACAUGCCCAGUACCCUCCCAUGCCCCAGUGUAGCCUGCUGGAUCACAUCCAUAGCAACCUGCUUGGCAACCUGCCUGGGAACCAAGAGUUGUUGGGCCAAGGCCAUGAAUGCCAACUGUCAGACGGGGCUGAGACUGUGGCAAGGCUGAAGUCUCGGCUGGAUUUGGGGUUUCAGGUGGGUGCUCUGAGGGCCAUGCAGCCCUCUCCCAGGCCUGGGCUGCCUCUGCCCAGAUACUGCAGUGUGGCCACACCCCGGAAAGCCCCUGACCUGGAUGGUGCCGUGCCCCCCUGCGACCCUUUCACCUGUCCCUUUGCCACACAGGCACCCUGGCUGCCCAUGAACUGCACACUCACCAGGUAUGCCUCUUGUCACCCAUGUUCCCACACUGCUGGUACACCAUGGCAGGGGCUUAGCUGGCUGGGAAGAGUUGGAGAUGCUGCUGGCCCCUGGGUCCUGGCCAGGAGGGAACCUGAUGGCUUUUAUUAUCUGGCUCAGAUCAAGGCUGCUCCAGAGCUGGAGAGGCGGGGGGCCCUGGUUGUGGAAUUUGAGGCUCCCCUUGUCACAGGCCUAAAGCUGCCAGCCCAACAACGCAGAGUGGUAUUUCCAGAAGAUGUCAUUCAGUUCUCGCCAUCCGGGCCACUCUCACUGCAACCGGGUGACAAGGUACUGGCACCCUGGGAACCAGAGCAGCAGCAGUUCGGCCCUGGCACUGUUCUCUUGGGCUUGAAGAAACAGAAAGGCCAAAGAGCAUCUAAAGAAGAAGAGAUCACUGUUCACUUCUGGAAUGGCAAGACAACUAAGGUGCCUCUAGACAGGGUCCAGUGUGUGGCGCCCACUGUCUGGAAGAAGGCUGUGGAGAGACUAGAAACACCUCACACAAGGGACUACCACAGUCCUUUUCUUUGGGUACCUCACUGCUCUCAGCGGGGACCUAACACUGGAUGCUCCACACACAAGCCUCCUCUGAACUCUUCCUUCUUAUGCCCUCCCUGCCUCUCUCAUGCCCGCUGCCAGCUUCUGUAUCAGAGCUGUUUCUGCGGCUGUCCUGUGGUAGGGCCUAGCUGGUGGCCUCUAACUGGGACCUCAGAGGUCACAACCAGAAAACGCCCAGAGCUGGAGCUGAAGCCCACAGCUCAGCUUCUGCCCCUACAAGGUCCCAAAGAGGAGGCCACAGCAGCGUUCAGCUACAAUAUGUCCUCCUCCUCUGAGGAAGAGAAUUCAGAGAGCCAUCUGGAGACGGGACUUCCUGAGAGACAGAUGGUAAGCAGGGCAGUCAACACUGACCCUACUCUUUCUGAGAGGCCGCGGCAGCAAUUCGACCCCCGCCAGCCUGAGUGGAGGUACUGGAGGAGAAACGGGCCUGAGCCACCCCCCUGGAAAACCAGGUAUGUUAUACUGGGGUAUGGCGCUAGCGCCCCCGGCAGGGGCUAAGGGCUGCAAGGGUCUCAUGGGAAUCUGGUAUACUCUGGUGGGCUUGAAAGUAAUGUAUGGAAUGCAGGCUGUGGGGGAGAAUGUCAGAUGUGGAAAGUGGUAGCUCCCCCAGGAGAGGACAGAUAGGCUUGAUCUUUGUGCUCUGAUUGGUACCUCUAUUUAACACCCUCCUCUUCUUUGAAACAGGGUCUCACGUAACCAAAGAUGACCUUGAACUCCUGAUCCU